AGAACGGCGGGAACCCGAGCCCGGGCGCAGUGCCCUGGGAGCGCGCGCCGUCCGGGCCGAGCGCAGCCGCAGCUGCUCCAGCCCGCGCUAGCGCUUGCCUUUGGUGCGCAGCCGGGGAGAAGGUCCAGUACUGACGGAAGCGAGGGUCCUGGGCUCCUGUCCUCUCCUAGAGCUGCCAGGCUGCUCGCCCUGCCCUUGCUGCCCCCGCGGGGCCCGGCCCGACCCUUCACCUGCGUCCUGGUUGCGCCAUGGAUCCUUCGGAGAAGAAGAUAUCGGUGUGGAUCUGCCAGGAGGAGAAGCUAGUGUCCGGCCUCUCCCGCCGUACCACUUGCUCGGACGUGGUGCGGGUGCUGUUGGAGGACGGCUGCCGGCGGCGAAGGAGGCAUCGGCGGAGCCGGCGGCGGGGGGCAGCCGGCGACCCGCCAAGCCCGGGGGAGAUGCCGGAACCCCUGGACGAGGACGACGAGGACGACGACGAGACGCUGCCACAGGGCAUGCUGUGUGGGCCUCCGCAGUGCUAUUGCAUCGUGGAGAAGUGGCGGGGCUUUGAGCGCAUCUUGCCCAACAAGACGCGCAUCUUGCGCCUCUGGGCUGCCUGGGGCGACGAGCGAGAGAAUGUACGCUUCGUGCUGGUCCGCAGCGAGGCGUCGCUGCCCAACGCGGGCCCCCGCAGCGCCGAGGCGCGCGUCGUGCUCAGUCGCGAGCGCCCCUGCUCGGCCCGGGGGGUCCCGGCGCGGCCCAGCCUAGCCAUGACCCAGGAGAAGCAGCGGCGGGUGGUGCGCAAGGCCUUCCGCAAGCUGGCCAAGCUCAACCGGCGGCGCCAGCAGCAGCCUUCGUCGCCCUGUUCAUCCACUUCGUCGUCCACAGCUUCGUCUUGCUCGUCGUCGCCACGGGCCACCGAGAGCGCGUCGGUGGAGCGUAUGGAGACGCUGGUGCAUCUGGUGCUCUCGCAGGACCACACCAUCCGUCAGCAGGUGCAGCGGCUCCGGGAGCUGGACCGCGAGAUCGAUCGCUACGAGGCCAAGGUGCACCUGGACCGCAUGCGGCGGCACGGAGUCAACUACGUGCAGGAUACUUACUUGGUGGGCGCAGACAUCGAGGUCGACGGGCCCAGCCCGGAAGAGGAGCCGGAGGCGGCGGCAGCGGCGGCGGCGGUGGCGCCCCUGGACGGCGAGGUUCAGGCGGCCGCGCUGGAGGAGCUGGCCCGGCGUUGCGACGACCUGCUGCGGCUGCAGGAGCAGCGGGCCCAACAGGAGGAGUUGCUCGAGCGCCUCUCAGCCGAGAUUCAGGAGGAGCUGAACCAGAGAUGGAUGCGGCGGCGCCAGGAGGAGCUCGCAGCGCGAGAGGGGCCCCCGGAGCCGGAUGGCAGCCUCGACGGCGAGCUGCUGCUGGAGCAGGAGCGGGUCAGGACUCAGCUUAGCACCAGCCUCUACAUCGGGCUCCGGCUCAACACGGACCUGGAGGCCGUCAAGUCGGACUUGGAUUACAGCCAGCAGCAGUGGGACAGCAAGGAGCGCGAGCUGCAGGGCCUUCUCCAGACUUUGCACACGUUGGAGCUGACGGUAGCGCCCAGUGGGACUCCCGGCUCCGGCGGACCCUCGCGGGAACCCCGGCCUCAAGCCUGCGCCGAGGUGUGGGUGGACCAGGCCCGCGGACUGGCCAAGAGCUGCCCUGGCAACGACGAGGAUUCGGAUACCGGUCUGAGCUCUAUGCACAGCCAGGACUCGGACUCGGUGCCGGUGUGCGAAUCCCUUGUGUAGGGGGAGAAGCGUGGGGGAGGGAGACGGCCUUUUCUCCCUUCCUUGUAGAAAGCACCAGACCGGCCGGCUCAGGGACUUGAAACCGGGCUGCGGGUGGGCCCGGACCUCCUGCCGGGCAGCAGUGCCCGGACCGGGCGCGGGGAGGGGAUCGGGUCGCCUGCCCCGCAGCCGCCCUCCUCUGGCUCCGGAGCGAGUGCCGAGGAGGACGCGGGAGAAGGAAGGCGGGUCUCUAGUGCAAGCUCUUUUAGGGGAAGGAAGGAGGGAGGAGGUGAGAACCCCAUAUUAGAAAACAAACGCCCCAGGGAAAUUGACGUGGUCCGAGCCCAUUUUCAAAAAAGGAGAGAAAAAGUAUUAUGGAGAGUUCACCACUCUUCUGUAUGGGAAGGACUGAUGGCAGCUAGAACUUUAGUUUGUGGCAUAAAGUGCUUUUAAAAGAAACACUUGGAUGGAAAGGAAAUUCCUUGAAUGUUAAUUGUGACUGUGAACGUGUUAAAACUAGCCAAAGAGGACGCACUGGUGUUGGUCUCAGCCUUUCUUACAUCUUUGAUAAAACCCAUAGGCACCCAAAUCCUGGCUGUUUACAUUUCUGCAGAUUGGAGAAUUACUCAUCUGCUAAACUGUUUGCCUUUUAUUUUCUUUCAAAGGCUGAACUGUAUCAAAGACUGACCUUGUAUUUCCUCCUAGCAAAUACAGUCUAUGUUAAACUGAGAUCCUUUUUCCAAAAUAACCUUUUAUUAUUACCAAAGCCAAACAUAACCCUUUUGAGAUAUGGAGUCCUGGCAGACAUAAUCCCAGGUUAAAAUUUAAUCUAGGCCCGUUGGGAUUUGCUCCUGCGAAAGUAUGUGUCUUGUCCUUUCAUUCAUAUUGCAACAUCCACUCAGUCACUGUUCCUUCAGAAAAAAUAAAAGGGAAGUUGCAGAAUUCAAGUUAAGUACAACUAAAUUUGCUGUUUAGUGAACACUCUUACUGAAACUAAGACUUGAAAGCAAAGAUCUUUGCUAGCGUUCAGCUUUUGGCCUGAGCUGUAAGAUUGAAAGCAAUCAUGACCUCAGUGGAUUUUCCCCAAACCCAAGUCUACCAUCAGAAUCUUUGGUCAGAGAUUAAUCAGUUACUUGUUCAGACCUAAACUGAGAUAGUGUAAAUAUUAAGGCUUGCUAGAUAAGGCCUGAAAAGAAGAAAAAAAAAAAAAUCCAACAAUCUAAUAUACACCUUGAGUGAAUAAUUUGAUUAAGAAUGGCAUGUAGCCAUAGAUAAAAGCAUAUGAAAGGGAGCUGACCCCUUCACUUGAAUGACUCUUUUGUGGCUCACGCCUUUGCACAUGCCAGGUGAUGCAAGUGCAAAACGCCUCCCUCAAUAGCUGGCGAUGGAGCCCUGAUGUGGGCUCCAUGUCAUUGUUCCAGUUAUUUCAGUGAAAACUUAUCAGUUGGAGCUGGUUGUUGCCCCUGUGGAAGGAGCCUGCUGGCAGUGUUCCCUCUGGAGCUCAGUAUUUCUGAGGAAUGUGGGAUCUAAUCUGUCCCAAGGAGGAUUAACAAUGGGGUGUGUGUGUGGUGCCAGCCUGGUGCAGAAGCCUGGUAUCAAUCUCCCCGUGGAGGGGAUGGCUCCAGUUUCAACCCUACAUGCGAAGAUAACUUAAGAGGUCUUGCUUUACAGAGAAGUUUCUUCCCUUGGAGAGAUUCUCUGUCUGUCCAAUGGGAGCCUGCCCCCCUGACCUCCCCAAGCCAUUUGGACUGUCUCCUUUUUAGAGACAGUCCGCUCCACCCCACCUUCACCAUGCUAUUACAACACUCGUGGAUAUUUUCAAAUUUUCCAGUAAAAUGGGAAUUAAAAGGCCCCUUUCUUAAUUGAUGUUUUCGGAAGACAUUAGCUGGCAUAAUUAUGGUUUUUUAGUUUCGUCUGAUGCAGAAAACGUCUAUGCAUUUGGUCUUGAGCACAAUUAAAAUGAGGAAGGGACCAAAAGAAACCUACUGUCCCCAGACAAUCAUUUGAUCCCAUUAAAAAAAGCCUAAUGACAGCUUUCCUUUUGAGACAGAGGUAAAAUCCUCAUUAGUGUGUGACAAACGCCACUUUUCUGCGUGGUUUAUGCUGGCAGUGGGCUGACCUGGCAGUUUGAAAAUUAUUGUGCUUUUUGUUUUUCCCCAGGGUGCUGGGGGAGGUGGUGCUUGGACUUUUAUUGACUCAAAAGAGAACCCAGAAGUUGGCAGAACAGGACUGCUGGCAGAAAGGGGCUGUUUUCCGUUUCUCUGUUAUUAUUUUAAACUUUGACGGGCUGCUGACGUCAGCAAAUAUGCCUGAAGCCUGUAAAGCAAAUAAGGCACAUCACAGGGAGGACUGUGGGAUUUUCUGGUGCCCUCUUUCCAGAACCUUCCUGUCCCAGCCACCUGAAGAUGCUUCUCCAGUCAGCUCUUCAGGCAGCAACGGGGUUUGUUUAUAUAACAAUGGGUGGCCUCAUCUGCCCAUUUUUUCUUUCAUCCAAAUCAAUUAUGUCCCCCAAAGUCACUCUGUGUGGAUAGGAGAAAGGAGGGCAGGGGAGGUAAAAAAAAGGAGACAAUAGUUCCUUUUACUAAGAGCUUUUGUAAACCUGAGAAAGGUGAAAUAUGGAUAUAAAAAGCACCAAAACAGGGCCUAUGCUUAGCCUCAUAAAUGCCAGAUUGUUUUAAAAUUUCAUCCACUUUUUAAAUAAUCAUCACGGCACUAGGAAUAAGAAUGGAUGCGUAGCGGUGAAUGCGCCCGCGCCAGGAUUUCUGUGCCCCUGGGAACAGCAACUCCUCUCCUGUUCUCCAGGCCUAACAGAAAUCCGGGGGAGGAGCCAGCGAGGUCGGGAGGAGAGUAUGGAACAGAGUAGGCUCCCUACCCGGAAGCCCCAUCGUUUUUUUGGAACUGAUACAAUUUAUUGUAUCUUCGAUCUUAAUUAUUCCAUUCUUAGCCACCUCCCAAGCCAAAAAGAUUCCAUCUGGCAUCUCUGUCUGUUUACUUCUUUAUAAAACACGUUUAUUAUUAUUAUCUGACGAUAAAAGUUAUAUACUAUAGUCCUUAUGAUGGACCUAAACAUAAGUAAGAAGAAAGAAAAGUCACUCAAAAUCCUGUCACUAAAAGCCUACCACUACCAACAUUUGGUAUCUUUCCUUCCAGACCUUUUGAAUUGUGAAGGUUUUAUAUUUUGCUUCUUUUUUUAAAAAAAAGUAUAAUUUUGAUGAGAUUGUGCUUUUAUGCUCAGGGUUUGACAGACUCCUUGUAAGCGGCUCCAUCCGCCUGCUGGAUGCGCCAUAGCGUGUGUAACUGUUCUCGUAUUGUUAGCUUGUUCCCAGUAUAUUUUUUUUACCAUUAUAAAGUAACACCGUGAUAAA
Equus caballus (horse) is the source of this 5104-nucleotide messenger RNA. RefSeq names its product Ras association domain family member 10 (gene RASSF10). The record is from RefSeq and is a predicted model, not a curated record. NCBI's taxonomy places the organism in Eukaryota, Metazoa, Chordata, Mammalia, Perissodactyla, Equidae. Gene Ontology annotation, biological process: signal transduction.